Molecule: messenger RNA, 1220 nt
Organism: Nicotiana attenuata
Lineage: Eukaryota; Viridiplantae; Streptophyta; Magnoliopsida; Solanales; Solanaceae
Exons: 2
Coding region: 99-1064 (321 amino acids)
Source: RefSeq, a predicted model, not a curated record
AUCUAAUUACUAAUAGCUAGUAGUCAAAGAAAUAUAGUUUUCUUCAUUUUCCAUUUCACAGCGAUCAUCAUCUCCUUCUUCAUCGAUCUUUAGCUCUAAUGUCGUCUGCUUCUACAGAAAAUCGUAGCCUUUGGACAGAGAUCGGAGAAUCAAAAAGGAGCAUAUUGAAAGCAAAUUGUGGCCAUUUUCAUACUCUUUCAAUCCUCUUCCUCUUGCCUAUCUUUUUUUCUCUCGCCGUUUAUCCUUCUUUCCACCUCGCUCUCUUUCAUCCCGAUUACGAUUUCACCACUUUCACUCAAUUUCCUCAGUCCCAUCUUUUCCUUUCAAAAUUCGAAAUUAUUGUACCCAUAGUAUAUACUCUGUUUCUGGUCCUUCUUUUCCUCUUUGCUGUAGCCACAAUUACAUACAGCGCGCUUCAUGUAUCCUAUGGUAGACCUAUCAGCCUCGUUUCGUCUAUUAAAUCUAUCAGAAAUUCCUUCUUCCCCCUUCUCUCCACCUUUAUCGUUUCGGAAGCCAUUUUCAUUUCAAUCACUCUCGUUUUCACUCUAGUCUUUGUUUUUUUAGUCCAGGUUCUUCAAACUCUUGGAUUAAUUGAACUUAAAUACGACUCGAAUCACUUCUUGUUUUUGGUUAUUCCUGUGUUGAUUGUGCUCGUGCCAGUUUUGAUAUGGUUGCAGAUUAAUUGGUCAUUAGCUUAUGUGAUAGCAGUAGUGGAAUCCAAAUGGGGUUACGAAUCAUUGAGGAGAAGUUUCUAUUUGGUGAAGGGGCGGAGAUGGGUAGCUUUUGGGAUACAUUUGUAUUACGGGCUUUCAAUGGGAAUAAUGAUGGUUUGUGGUUCAAUGUUUUUAGUCAUUGCGGGUGCAGCGAAGGGUAUUCAAUGGAUGAGCUUGGGCGUGAUACUGUGGACUGCGCUAGUUUCAGUGAUGGGAUAUCUAAUGAUGAAUCAGUAUCUUGUGGCGAAUGUGGUGUUGUAUAUGAAAUGCAAGGACUUAAACUGUGAAAAAUUGCACUCGGAAACUAGCGAUUUUGCUGGCGAGUAUGUUUCCCUGCCCUUGGAUGAAUAGAAUAAUCAUGCUAAUGGAUAAUUUGUAAACAGUUUUGAUUAAUGUGUGUUCUAGUAGAUGGUUCUCUUUUUUCUUCUUGUUGAAUUUGAAUAAACACAGUAGUUGUAAUUAAUAUGUAUUACAGUGAACAAUAAUGGAGUAUAUGUUAUAUGUAUA